This is a messenger RNA of Gavialis gangeticus (Gharial), 1796 nucleotides long. RefSeq names its product fibrinogen like 1 (gene FGL1). The transcript is spliced from 9 exons. Gene Ontology annotation, biological process: regulation of immune response; negative regulation of T cell activation. The record is from RefSeq and is a predicted model, not a curated record. Bases 287 to 1228 code for a protein of 313 amino acids. Lineage: Eukaryota; Metazoa; Chordata; Crocodylia; Gavialidae.
CUUAUACUAUAUAAUUUUCUUUCUUAAGUUUCCGUUUAGUUACAGCCCUGAUAACUGCAACUCCUUGGUAACAUUCCUACUCGCUGAGUCAUAGCAAACAUAACCCUCAACGCUCCAGAAUUUAAUAGCAAAAACAAUCUUGCUCUGGGAAGACUGGAAUUCUUUGCUUCAGCUAAGACGAUUUAACAACUGUCAGUUCUGCCCAGAGGGUAAAGGAAUGAAAUAGCAGAGCUUCUCAAGAGCUGGCCAUAAGCUGUAAAACAAUUACAUCUAAAGUUUCCUCAGAAUGAAGAUACUGAUAUUGUUUACUUUUAUCCUUGCAAAUGGGUUGAUUAUGGGCAUUGACACUUCGACUCUACAGAGUUGUUUGCAAGAGCAGCUGAGGCUCCAGGCUCAGGUGAGACUUCUGGAACAUCGUGUAAAGCAGCAGCAGGUAAAAAUUGUGCAGCUCUUACAGGAGAGGGAGAUUCAAUACAGUGACAGGGGAGAUGAAAACAGUGUCAUUGACCUGGGAGAAAAAAGACAGUAUGCAGAUUGUGCUGAGAUUUACAAUGAUGGACAUAAGGAAAGUGGAUUUUACAAGAUGAAACCUCUUCAGAGUCCUAGUGAAUUCCUUGCCUACUGUGACAUGUCAGAAGGUGGAGGCUGGACUGUUUUUCAGAGACGUUCUGAUGGCAGCCAGAACUUCGAUAGAGUAUGGGCUGACUAUGAACAAGGUUUUGGAAAUUUUGUCUUGAGAAACGGUGAAUACUGGCUUGGAAAUAAAAAUCUUCACUAUCUGACCAGUCAAGGAAACUAUACUUUAAGAAUUGAUCUAAUUGAUUUUGAAGAAGAACGGCGCUUUGCACAGUAUACAAACUUCAGAGUUGCAGAUGGAGAGAGUUCAUACUGGAUGACUUGUGGUGAAUACUCAGGCACAGCUGGAGACUCCUUUACUGGGGGGUUUCACCCUGAAGUGAAAUGGUGGGCUGAUCACCGGGGAAUGAAAUUCAGUACACGAGACAGAGAUAAUGACAACUAUGAAGGGAACUGUGCUGAAGAGGAUAAAUCUGGCUGGUGGUUUAACAGGUGUCACUCUGCCAACUUGAAUGGUGUGUACUACAAAGGACCUUAUACUGCAAAAACAGACAAUGGAAUUAUUUGGUACACAUGGCGUGGGUGGUGGUAUUCUCUGAAAUCUGUUGUCAUGAAGGUCAGACCAGCUGACUUUGAGCCCAAUGUUGUUUAAGUAUUUAGUUAAGAUGAUUUAUCCAGUUAAUCUUUUAGCAAAUUAAGUCAACAGGCAGUUUUUUUUCUGAUUUAAAGCUGAGGUAAUUUCAUCGAAAUCAGUGUUAUUUAGAUGCAAAUGAGAGCAGAAUCUGGCUGUAAGUCUGCAGAUACAAAGACUGGCAUUAAUACGCAUAUGGGGUUUUUAAUAAGGCAGGGCAAAUGUUCAUCCAGGGUUCAUGGCAGCUUCCACUGAUGUAGAAUUUGAAAGGUCGCAACAAUUUCAUCUCCUGAGAGGCACAAUGAGACCAUGACAUCAGGAGUGCUCAGGGAGGAGACGUCUUCCUAUAAUAACUUGCUAGUGAAGUGAGGAUGUUGUUGGAAAACACAGUAGGAUUCAAAACUGCUCACAAUGGCAGAACUGCUGAAGGAUGGCAGGAGUAGAACCACCACCUACCUGCACAUUCUGAGGACAUGAGAGAUCAGGCUGGUACCAGAUGUCCAGCUUGUAUUUUCUUGUGCCAGCAGGAAUGCCAAUGGCGGUGUGCAGGGUGAUUUGGCUCAUGCUCUUUAGGAUUUUUUCACUUGAG